AAGGAAGGACGGGGGGGGGGAGAGGGGGAAUUUGUUAUUGCUGUGGCUGUGAAGAAUUCAUUUCUGUCGCAAUUAAACUUGCCACGCUUGGUUGUUGUUGCGUCGGAGCCAUCGGAGUCAGAUGGUGGAGGAGCUCUGAGCAGACUGCCCAGCGACACCAACAACACGCCCCCUCCGUGUUACUUGCUCGGCUGUUGUUUUUUAUUGGUUGCAUCCCCUGCUGCUGCUGUUGUGUCUCCUCUUCCACUCUUCCUCUCUCACCUUUUCCUACUCUCAGCUGCUGCUUCACCUUUGAUGGAGUUCGCAGCGCGAGGAGGCUUCUAGAUUCUGGACGUGAGUCCGCGGGGUACCGAAGAAGCUGUGCAGGAGGAGCUGACGGACUAUUUGUCUUUCGUGGAGAUCAGUUGGGAUCGAGGGUUCUCCGAUCACAAAAAUUAAUGAACGGUUCUUGAGGCACAAGUUGUGCUAGCAGAUUCUGUUUAUGACAUUUUAUCUGAGGAACACGUGGGUUGCCGCUUGCCAGCAAUCACCAAGUCUUCUUUUAUUCGAUCAUCUGCACACCCUAAACUUAUACUCACAACAGCCGGGAGAAGUGGUGCUCUCUCCGCUAUGUCGUUCUAGUCAGGGCCAUUGUAUCUGGGCCUAUUACACCUCUGCGAUUCAUUACACGAAGUAAACCACUUCAAGAUGUACCUUUACUUUCAAACAAUGAGACAGGCUGUCACAUGUCCUGUUCUGGCCUGACAAGUCUUCACAACCUUUCAAGCUCUUACAUACUGGCAGUUUAUGGGGAGGUCGAUGCAGUUUUGUAGUAUGCACUUCAACCCGGAAGUUACCCUGCACCUUUAGAAUGUGAUAAGAAACUUCCUUCAAUUUUAUCAACAUCUGUUGUGAAAGCUGGUUUUGAUCCUCUUGCAGUCAUGAUGAUCGGAAGCACAGACUCCACCUCGGUUGACAGUAACUCAAAUGCAAUGGUUACUCUGAGAUCCGGGUCGUUGUCAGUCGAUAACGUUGGCCUCCCAAUUUUGGACAGCUUGAAUUCUACGGCUGCCCUGACUGGGGGAUUGAGUGAAGCAUCAUGGAAUGCAGGCUGGGACGUACGACCUGCUCGUUGGUUGUAUGGUCGUCACUCAGCCUGGCUUCUCUUCGGUGUCUGUGCUUGUUUCACAGCAGCCGCUGCACCAUUAAUUAGUGCCGCAUCGUCCCCUGUCCUGAUCGAAGCUGUUGGAGAUACUAUGUCUUCAUCUACUGCACACGCAGAAGCUGAGGUUGAACAUGCGGAAAUCAUUCAUUCGACUCCUGAGAGUGAACAGCCUGUACAUGGGAAGGAAAUUAUUACCGACUACACGGUUACUGGAAUUCCUGGAGACGGAAGGUGUUUAUUUCGUGCUGUGGCACAUGGCUCAUGUUUGCGCAGAGGAAAAGCUGCUCCAGAUGAAACAGCUCAACGCGAUCUGGCUGAUGAGCUUCGUAGUAAAGUUGCCGAUGAGCUAAUUAAGCGGAGAGAAUCUUCAGAGUGGUUCAUUGAGGGAGAUUUUGAUCAGUAUGUCGAGCGAAUGCGCCAGACUUAUGUGUGGGGUGGUGAGCCAGAGCUUAUCAUGCUCUCCCACGUACUCCAAAUGCCGAUUACAGUGUACAUGAUUGAGGAGAAAAUCAGAGAAGGCUUGAUUUCCAUAGCUGAAUAUGGUCAGGAACACAGCAAAAUUGAGCCGAUUCGGGUUCUAUAUCAUGGAUUUGGUCACUACGAGGCUCUGCAGAUUCCUAGUAUAAAGGCGGCUUGGAAAUUCUAGACUAGACAUUUCAGGCAGGUAGAAAAUUCACGGCAUUAUUUGUUACGCAAAGAGUUGGAGCUGUGAUAUGCAUGGCUUAUAGUGGUGGGGGAUUCCCCUCCAGCGACAUCCAUUGAUUUGAUUCUUUGAAGAGGCCCGACGUGGGCAUUACAGUAAUUCUUUUCUUCAUAAUAAUAAUGUGGGCUUGUGACCUGCUGAGAUUCGAUGCAGAAAGUUUGAAA
Molecule: messenger RNA, 2011 nt
Organism: Physcomitrium patens
Lineage: Eukaryota; Viridiplantae; Streptophyta; Bryopsida; Funariales; Funariaceae
Product: OVARIAN TUMOR DOMAIN-containing deubiquitinating enzyme 4
Biological process (GO): ERAD pathway; protein deubiquitination; endoplasmic reticulum unfolded protein response
Cellular component (GO): nucleus; cytosol
Molecular function (GO): cysteine-type deubiquitinase activity
Source: RefSeq, a predicted model, not a curated record